Messenger RNA from Toxorhynchites rutilus septentrionalis, 1300 nucleotides. Its product is annotated as mitochondrial ribosome-associated GTPase 2. Gene Ontology annotation, molecular function: GTPase activity; GTP binding; magnesium ion binding. The record is from RefSeq and is a predicted model, not a curated record. Gene Ontology annotation, cellular component: mitochondrion. The transcript is spliced from 2 exons. The coding region runs from base 126 to 1253 and encodes 375 amino acids. NCBI's taxonomy places the organism in Eukaryota, Metazoa, Arthropoda, Insecta, Diptera, Culicidae.
UGAACGUAACCAACAUCGUGUGAAGUUUUAGCGGCGUAUAAAAACGCAAACAAAUAGCGCAGAUCUUUCGGAUGUUUUCAAUUCUCUGAUGUUUACCAAUACAGAACAAUAUUGCUCGAUCGAAAAUGUUAUCAUCGGUUCUAGUCAACGUGACUCGGAGAUUAUUGCUCGCCCAAUCCAGUCCAUUAAUUGAAACGGCUAGAUUUUCUCGCCGUAUUGCAGUUGCCCUUCGGAGUAAGAAGGCGAAAUCUGUUAAUCCGACGACGCAAUACUUUGUUGACUGCAAGCAUGUUCGUGUCACGGGAGGUAAAGGCGGUGACGGAUGCAUCUCAUUCUUGCGACUUUGGUGCAACGAAAAUGCUGGCCCAGAUGGUGGAGACGGAGGAAACGGAGGACACGUUGUGUUCCAGGCGUGUUCCGAUGUAAAGGAUCUUAACCACGUAACAACGCUGUUGGGUGCGGAUAACGGGGACAACGGCCGGAAUAAAGAUUGCCAUGGGAAAAACGCGAAUCACACCGUUAUUAAGGUACCCCUGGGAACAAUUGUGAAGACUGACAGUGGAAAGAUUGUAGGUGAUCUGGAUGCGGAUGGAACGAUGUUUGUUGCUGCCCGCGGAGGUGCUGGAGGAAAGGGGAACCAUUUUUUCAUCAGUGAUUUGGAGCAGGCACCACAAGUGGCGGAAUUCGGAGCAUCCGGCGAGAACAAAUCAUAUUUUCUGGAGCUCAGAAGUAUGGCUCACGUAGGUUUCAUUGGUUUGCCAAAUGCAGGGAAAAGUACCUUGUUGCGGGCAAUUACCAGAGCAAGACCGAAGGUAGCUGCGUAUCCAUUUACUACAUUGAAACCACAUCUGGGGAUGGUUCAGUAUGAUGACUACGAACAGAUUGCUGUUGCUGAUUUGCCCGGAUUGAUUCCGGACUCCCACAAGAAUAAAGGUUUGGGGAUACAAUUUCUGAAGCAUGCGGAGCGCUGCAAUGUACUGCUGUUUGUGAUUGAUGUUUCACUGGAGGAACCCUGGAAUCAUUAUAACACUCUGGUGCACGAGUUGAGCAUGUUUAGCGAGGAGCUAGCAAGUAGGCCUAGAGUUAUUAUAGCCAAUAAGAUUGACCUACCAGAGGCGGAAAAGAAUAUACAGCUGCUGGAGCAUCACGUCGAUGUUCCGGUAAUACCUAUUAGUGCUAAGAUUGGAACGAAUAUUGAGGAAUUGCUGAAAGAGAUAAGAGUGAUUUACGAUGGAAUGAAAAAGAAUAGUUAACGAUCAAAGAUGUCUGCAUAUUAAAUAGAAUAUCGAAUAGAAAUAUA